Molecule: messenger RNA, 370 nt
Organism: Apaloderma vittatum (bar-tailed trogon)
Lineage: Eukaryota; Metazoa; Chordata; Aves; Trogoniformes; Trogonidae
Gene: RPL37A
Product: ribosomal protein L37a
Exons: 3
Biological process (GO): translation
Cellular component (GO): ribosome
Molecular function (GO): structural constituent of ribosome
Source: RefSeq, a predicted model, not a curated record
GCGAAACGCACCAAGAAGGUUGGGAUUGUGGGUAAAUACGGUACCCGUUAUGGUGCGUCCCUGAGGAAAAUGGUGAAGAAGAUUGAAAUUAGCCAGCAUGCCAAGUAUACCUGCUCCUUCUGUGGCAAGACCAAAAUGAAGAGGAAGGCUGUGGGUAUCUGGCACUGUGGAUCCUGCAUGAAGACAGUUGCUGGUGGUGCCUGGACUUACAACACCACCUCUGCAGUGACAGUGAAAUCUGCGAUCAGAAGGCUGAAGGAGUUGAAAGACCAGUAGAAGCUGCUUCCCGUUCUCCUUGUGAAACAUCCCUUUUUUCCUCACUGUCAGGAUCUGUCCUUUUAACAAUAAAAAAGGUGAUAAUGGAGUGGAA